Molecule: messenger RNA, 3849 nt
Organism: Seminavis robusta
Lineage: Eukaryota; Bacillariophyta; Bacillariophyceae; Naviculales; Naviculaceae
Source: the annotation of a GenBank genome assembly
AUGAAGGUUUUGGGUCCUACUACUACUAAUACUACUAAUAGUAAGGGGAAGAAGAAAGAACGCCGCCAUUCUGCGAAUAUCCAAGUUGGUUCGAUGGCGUUUGACUUGGAGAUUCCCACGGAAUUGGAAGAAGCGGCCCGGGCAGACGCUCAGGCUGACGCAAAUAAUGCCAAUGGCAAUCAAAAGAAGAAACGCAAGUCGAUUGCCCUAUUGUUGGAAGAUGAAGAGUUUCUAAUGGCCAAGGACGGAGCAGACGUGGAAGUUUGGUUUCCCAUUCGUCGCAUCCACAGUCACCCGCGGCAAUGCUGUGCCAUCAUGUGUGGAAUGUGGAUUCUGUCGUUUGGCGCUCUGAUUCUGUUAAGUGUGGCCUUUGGCACCAUUGCCUUUGACAUUGGAGUUCCGUUCUACGAUCGCAGUGAAAUCAACGAACAACGCGAAGAUGCCUACGCAGCCACGCAACGGGAUGCCGACUACGUUGCUACCGUCAAGAGCACGGCCGAUGGAUCUUCCAAGUGUGUGCACGAAGCACCCACUAUUUUGACGCGCAAUGGAACACUCGUGCAAGGACCGCCUCCCGGAACCAACUGUCAACGCGCCACCCAACAACGCAUCAAUAUUCUCUACAUUUCCACCGAUCGCACUUCCAACAUUCUCACUUCUGACAAGUUGACUCAAAUACAUCAAAUUGAACAAGAAUUUUUGGCAAGACAACAAUUGUCGCAAUACUGCUAUUUGGUGCCCUCCAAUUACACCGCCUUUACCACACGAGAUCCAAUCGAAAUUGUCAGCGCCGUCGAAGCAUCCGCCAAUGCUACCGAAUUCAACCAUGUUUCCUGUGCCCGCAUCAAUUCCGUCUUGAAUCACAUGGAUCCUCUCUUUUUUGAUCCCGAUAGCGGGCUCGGAUAUCAUUUGCUCGUCGAAGAUGUCGUGCCACAGGAAUACACACUCACACAAGAUUACAUUGAUGAUGUGGCCCAGUUCUGGUCCAAUUACACCACUGAAACCUAUGAUCUCACGCCCUUUCCCGCCGCCGUGCAAACCGUUGGACAACAAAUCGUAUUGCCCAAUAUCUUUCAUCAAGUUGUCAGUUCCGAUUAUACACUCGGCAGUACCAAAGCCAUUGGGGUCAUUUCCAGUUACGACAUGGGAUUGCCUCUCAAUGGAUACUCCAGUUCCAGUCAAGCCACCGUCGAUCAAUAUGCCGAUGCGGGAACUUGGUUGUGGGAAGAAUACGACGAAUUCCUCAAAAACGCCGGGUUCGAUGGUGUCGAAGUCUACUUUUCGGACACGGAAGGGGCCAUGAUGGAUGCCGAAACGGGGUAUUUGGCCAUUCAAUCCUUUCUACUCUUUCCGGCAUCGCUGCUCUUUGUUUUGAUCUAUUUGAUAUAUAUGCAAGAUUCCUUCUUUAUUGGAUUCAUUGGAGUCAUGCAAAUUAUGUUGUGCUUCAUUCCUGGACUUAUCCUCUACCGCUACGUCUUUCAAGUCACAUACCUCGGAGUUCUCAAUCUCAUUGCCGUCUACAUUAUUUUGGGAAUUGGUGUCGACGAUUUAUUUGUCUUUUGCGAUCAAUGGAAACAUCGAGCCGACGAACGUCGAUUCGAUCAACGACUCCAAAAGACCUUCAAUGUCGCCAGUCGCGCCAUGUUUACGACAUCCGCCACUACCUUUAUUUCCUUUGUCACCAAUGUCGGGAGUGUCUUUCCGGCCGUUUCCUGUUUUGGACUCUUUGCCGCCAUUUUGGUACUCGUCAACUUUUGUGCCAUUACCAUGUUCUUUCCCGCGGCAUUUGGAAUGUACUACAAACACAUUCGCACCCAUUGGUGGGAUCAUCCGUCGCGUAUCCUUUGCUGUCAGUUUGGACGGCCGUGGACCGAUGAUGUUUACGAUCCCAGUGCUCAAACUACAUCCGCAUUGGGCAGUGCCAAACAAUCCACCGGGACGCAGAAAAGUACAACUACAGAUCAGCAAGACAAUAAUAAGGUCAACGACAGUAAGGAAGUGGAUCCAACCGUGACGGCCACCGACAAGAAGAGUGAUCAGGAAGAAGAAGAAGAAGAAGAAUCGGAGGAAGUCAAGACAGCGAGCAACGAGACGACGACUGCGGAGGACACCAACACCCAGGAAGAAGAACAACCCGAUGAGCAUCAUGUCUCCGAAUCCAGAUUGGUGACAUUCUUUCGUGACACUUGGGCUCCGAUCAUCAUCAAAUUACGCUUCCCCAUUGUCCUCCUUUUUAUCGGGGUCUUUGUCGGUGCCAUGAUUAUUGCAGCCAGAUUGGAACCCGACGAAUCGGCUCCCAAUACGUUGCCAAGCGACAAUGUGUAUUCCCAGUACACCGAUAUUCUUCUCAAGUACUUUGCCCGCUCUGGAAACCCACAAGCAAUCAACAGCUACUGGAUUUCGGGUAUCAACCCAGAUGAACCGAUCGACCGCACCGGAACAAGUGAUACCAACACAACCGAUUAUGGUCGAGCCAACUACGUUGAUUGCAGCACGUACAAUCCCACCACUCCGGAAGCUCAGGUUUGGGCAUUGAAGACUUGCCAAGACAUGUUUUGGGGCAAUGUUACGGAAUUCCACGGCGCGUCGACUGACUUUGGUAUCGAGGGAAAGUAUGGACCCCGCCAGAGGAAGAUCUUGACUGACCGAGUCCCGUACACGGACCAGUGGUACUAUUCCCUUGUCUCCUGUCCUCAUCAGGGCAUGAGGGAUUGGCUAUUGACCGAUGCAGGUUGCAACAGACUGACAGAGCGCGGAUUGCCUUGCCAUAACGAAACAGCCGCUCGGCCCAACUGUGUCACCUGGGACACCAACGGUAAUAGCUGUGAACCCUACCCUGUACCGUCAGAACAUUAUGCUGGCCUCUUGGAAAAGUUCUUGACCGACCCCAAUAUGGAUGCCACCACCCGACUCACAAACUACGACAAGUACUUCAGGGAAAUCUUCAUCGCUGAGGAACCCGAGCUCGACGACGAGCACAUUGAAAAAAUCUUGCAAAAGGACUUUAGCUGCCGCAGGGCGGAAGGACUCGUCUUGUUAGCCAUGUCCUCUACUGGAACUCUUGACCAGUCCUUUGAACAAAACUACGAAGACGGCCUGGAGCUCUAUGAAAGGUGGGAUGAAUGGUCCAUUCAAAUGAGGAAAUUCGCUCCACAGGAAAUGAAGGCCACAAUGCAGACUUCGAAUGGUGUCUGGAGUUACUACUUUUUGAACGAGACUCUCAUCGGAGAAACGUACAGGUCCAUCGGAUUGGCGAUGAUCCUAAGUUUCAUCAUUUUGUCUUUGGUUGGAGGUAACCCCAUCAUGGCGUUCUUUUCCGUGGGCACGAUCUUUUUCAUUGUUGUGGAUGUCUUUGCGUUCACGGUGCUCAUGGGCUGGAAACUUGGAGUGCUUGAGGCUGUUAACUAUGUCGUCGUCAUUGGGUUGUCUAUCGACUACACGGUGCAUCUUUCCGAAGCCUACACCGAGAGUCGAGCCAAGGACCGUCGCGGGCGUGUCAUCAAGAUGGUGGAGGAGAUGGCAGUCAGUGUCUUGAGCGGUGCAAUCUCCACCCUGGGGGCAACCUUCUUCAUGUUCUUUGCCCCGAACUUGUUCUUUGUCAAGUUUGCGGCUUUCAUCUUUGCUACAAUCAUCUUGUCAUGCCUUUACGCCUUGACUUUCUUCCCGGCACUGCUGUCGAUCGUUGGCCCGGUUGGAGAGGUUGGCAACGUCUGCUAUUGGAUUGGCAAGCGCUGGAGGAAAUUCAGGCACAAAGAGACGAUGAAAUACUUGGAAACAGAGCAGUUCAGCCGCCGAGAAUUGGCUGAGAGAGUCAGGACCGGAGAGAUCACUGACGAGAUAUGGGUCUAG